AUGAGACGAGAACGAGAGAUAUUCAAACGUGAAAUAGAGGAAAUGAAGCGAAAAAAAGAGAAUCUUCUGAUCAAAUACAACACAGAAAUAGACAGACUGAUGAACAGAAUAGAGAAUGAACAACAGAAUCAUGAAACAGAGAGAAAGAGAAGAGAAGAAGAAUUUAUUGAGAGAGAAGAACAAUAUAAAAGAGAAAUGAAAGAGAAAGAAGAGAGUGAGAAAAAGAUCCAUGAGGAGAUGAAGAGAGAAAGAGAGGAAUGGGAGAAACAAAAGCUAGAGGAAAAGAAGAGAAGAGAAGAAGAGGAUGAGAAAAGAAGAGAGAAAGAACAGAGAGUUUUGGUUGAAUUUAAUAAGAAACUGAAACAAGAAAGAGAGAGAAUGGAAAGAGAGAAAGAAGAUCUUCAGUCUAAACAUGAAGAAGAAGAAAACAAGAUGAAGAUCCUGAUGGAGAAACUGAACAGAGAAAGAGAAGAACAGAAAGAGAGAAUGAAGAUGAUGAUGGAGGAAGAACGACAAAAUCAGGACAAAGAGAGAAAGAGAAGAGAAGAAGAACACAAGAGAGAAAUAAGAGAACAAGAGAAACAUCAGAGAGAGAUACGAGACGAGAUGAGACGAGAACGAGAGACUUUUAGACAUGAAAUAGAGGAAAUGAAGAAAGAAAAGGAGAAUGUGAAGAAAGAAAAGGAAAAACUUCAGAUGGAAAUAGACAGACUGAUGAACAGAAUAGAGAGUGAAAGACAGAAUCAUGAAACAGAGAGAACAAAAAGAGAUGCGAUAGAAGAGCGAUAUAAAACACUAAUGAAAGAGAAAGAAGAGAGUGAGGAAAAGAUUUGUGAGGAGAUGAAGAGAGAACGAGAGACAAUUAAACAUGAAAUGGAAGAAAUGAGAUCAGAUACAACACAGAAACAGACAGACUGA
Molecule: messenger RNA, 918 nt
Organism: Megalobrama amblycephala (Wuchang bream)
Lineage: Eukaryota; Metazoa; Chordata; Actinopteri; Cypriniformes; Xenocyprididae
Product: vicilin-like seed storage protein At2g18540
Exons: 3
Coding region: 1-918 (305 amino acids)
Source: RefSeq, a predicted model, not a curated record